GGGUGGGUGGUACAUAACUUGGCCUUAUCUUUAACUUGAACCAUGAUUGGCUCUGGGGAUAGGACAAGGGCUAGAGGAGAGACUGAGGCUGGCCUGAAAGCUAGAGUCAGUGGCUCUGCCAGUACUAAAGUGAAAGCUGAGACCCAAGUGAAGGCAGUGGCUGAGGCAGCACCAAAAACAGAAUCAGUAAUCCAGGCCAAGACCGGAAAUGGGUCAGUAGUCAGGACACAGACAGUGACCUACACUGAGCCUGUGGCUGUGGCCAUGACGAGAGAAGUGAGCAAGAUGGAGGAUAUGAUCAAGACUGGAGUCAUGACUAAGACUAAGGAAAAACCCCUUGCAGAACAUGGUAGAGUGCCCCAAAGCAAGUCAAAGACCAUGCCUGCGUUUAAGGUCAGUGCUAUAACCAAGUCUGAAAUCAAGGUUGUUGAUGGCAGUGAUAAACUUAUCAGAUCCUGUGCCAAGGCUGAUGAUAAGGCCAAUAUUGGGUCCAGGCCAGAGUCAAGUGUUGAGGCCAGCAUCAAGUCCAGAGCUGAGGAAAAAGGCGAUAUCGGGAUCAAGUCAGGUAAUGAGGAUGAAGAAAAUGCCUGCUCCUGGUUCUGGGCCGGAGAAGAGCCUAGUGUAGGGUCCUGGUUCUGGCCUGAAGAAGAAACCCCUCCUCAAGUUUACAAGCCCCCACCUAAGAUUGAAGAGACUCCUGAGCCCAUACAUCAACCACCGCUUACUAUAAAACAAAAAGCAACAGCAUGGUCAAGGGGCAGAUAUAUUGUCCUAGUCCCAGUUGAGGGAGGGGAGAGAUCCUCACCUCCAGAAGGGAACUGGACCCUGGUGGACACCCUGAUUGAAACUCCUCUGGGGGUUCGGCCUCUCACCAAGAUCCCACCUUAUAAUGGACCUUACUUCCAGACUUUAGCUGAGAUCAAAAAACAGAUCAGGCAAAGGGAGAAAUAUGGGCCAAAUCCAAAGGCCUGUCGCUGCAAAUCACGUACCUUUAGUUUAGAACCAAAAGAGUUUGAUAAACUUGUUGCCCUCCUUAAGUUAACUGAAGAUCCUUUCAUUCAUGAAAUAGCUACAAUGAUAAUGGGCAUCAGUCCUGCUUAUCCAUUUACCCAGGAUAUAAUUCAUGAUGUAGGUAUUACUGUUAUGAUUGAAAAGUUGAUCAAUAAUCCCAAUGUUAAAGAACACCCUAGAGCCUUAAAUACAGUGGAUUACAGUUCUGAGUCCUCUGAAGAAACAAAAAUUGGAGAGUUAUACAUACAUCAACUUUGUAAGGACAUAAUUUUUUAUCCCUUGAACUCCAAUGUACAACUGGCUGGACUAAAAUUAUUAGCUCAACUGAGUAUGAAAUUUGAGGACCACCAUGUAAUUGCCAAUUACAUUCGAGAUUUACUCAGCUUACUAAACAAGGGAAGUGUUAAAAUCAAGUUUUAUGUUUUAAAAGUAUUUAUGUGCUUGUCUAAAAAUCAAGCCAAUACAAGAGAGCUGAUCAGUGGGGAAGUACUAUCAUCAUUGGUUGCACUCUUUAACAAGAAUGAGUCGAAGGCCAAUAUUCUUAAUGUCAUUGAAAUUUUUGAGAAUAUAAAUUUCCAGUUCAAAAAAAGGGUAAAACUAUUUACCAAGGAAAAGUUCACUAAAUCUGAACUUAUUUCCAUAUUCCAGGAAGCAAAAUGGUUUGGUCAGAAACUCCAAGACUUAGCAGAGCACAGUGAUCUUGAGGUGAGAGAUAAAGUUAUACGAUUAAUACUCAAACUCUGAAUAGCUGUAUGUUCUCUCAAAGCUUUGACAUUUUUAUGAUGUUGUUACAGUAUGAAACCAAUGCACAUAAUUAUAAAUUCAGUAAUUAGGUUCUUUGUGUUGACUGAAGGAGGCCAGUUUACCUUGAGAACUUGUACAUUUGUUGAUUGUUAUUGUAUAUAAUAAAAUGGGAUAUUUUUAGUAUUUCUGCAACAUGACCUGAUAAUGAACCUAUUCAUCAUGAAUAAGCUAUACAUCUGUUCCUUAUAUUGAUAUAAAUAUGUUCCUUUUGAGAUUUCAUUUAUAUAUUGUUAAUAAAGUUGCAUGCCAAAACUGGUGAAAACAUUGUCCUAGUUCUUCAGUUGAAAUCUAGUGAGAAGGAAAAAGCACAAACAAUAUAAACAUGGUGAAGACCA
Messenger RNA from Oryctolagus cuniculus (rabbit), 2150 nucleotides. It is a transcript of the gene ARMCX5, whose product is annotated as armadillo repeat containing X-linked 5. Lineage: Eukaryota; Metazoa; Chordata; Mammalia; Lagomorpha; Leporidae. The record is from RefSeq and is a predicted model, not a curated record.